Ruditapes philippinarum (Manila clam) is the source of this 1996-nucleotide messenger RNA. RefSeq lists its product as uncharacterized. The record is from RefSeq and is a predicted model, not a curated record. The coding region runs from base 37 to 1242 and encodes 401 amino acids. The transcript is spliced from 5 exons. NCBI's taxonomy places the organism in Eukaryota, Metazoa, Mollusca, Bivalvia, Venerida, Veneridae.
AAAAGGAAAAUAUUAAUUUACAUUUUUGGCAGUCAAAUGCUCAUUUCAGCUAAUAAAUGUAAAAUAUAUCAUUUUAGACGAAUAAUUAUUGUGAACUUUACAAGGUUUUAUAUUCAGGUUAUAUCUGAACAAGAAAUCGAGGAGGAAAGAAAUACCAAUAAGAAAGCAGAAACAAAAGGAGGGCGGAAAAAUAAUUGUAAAGUUCCAUGCUUAGAUAAAGUUUUAGACAACUUUCCUGUGUUGAAAAGGAAAACGUUGUGGACAGUUGUUGGGGUGUUUUCCACCUUUAGAUUCGGGACUUCACUUCCCAGAUUUUCUCAGUCGGGGAUCUCAAAGAAAAUUAAGGGGCAUAUAGAAUCUACCACAGAUUCUUUCGUUGAAGAUCUAACAGUAAUAAUAGGAACUUUAGUCGGAAUAAUAUUGUCAUAUUUGGCAAGGAAGUGCAGCUGCCUCAAAAGGUAUAGAAGGAGAGGUUUGGACUUUGCCUUCACAAUCGUUUCCAUUGCUUGUCAAGUUAUCGGUUUUUCUUCUGCAGUAACUUUAGACAAAGUUGGCUAUCACAUCUACUUCAAUCUUAUUCUUAUGGCUUUAAAAGGUUUAUCAGAAAAUAUAAGAACUGAAGCAAUGCCAGAUGUCCUUGGAAGUUCUAAUAUUAAAAUAACGGAGGGACUUCUUCAUAUGUUCACAGGAUUAGCCGGUAUAGUAGCUGAAACUGUACACAGUGCACAACGUACGACAGACGGCCAGCAAGACUGGAAAAAAAUGUUUAAGAUAGGUGGUGGAUGUCUCCUUAUGAAUGGUCUCUUGUCAGAGGUAUACGUUAUGUCAAUGUUAUUUAAACAUCCAAGACAAGAUGAAGAUGUGUCAAAUAAAUUGAAUGAAGACGGAAAUGAAUCUAACCAAGAUAACGAGGAUUUUGCUGUGGUAGAAACCUCGAGUAUUAAAAAUGCAAUCAAGAGCAAACUUCUAGCGUCGAAAUCAACGGAUACUAACAUACUAACAGUAAAUACAGGUACUAUGACAGAACCAUUCAAGACUGAUCCGAUGCCAGAACCAUUAACGAUUAAUGUUAACCCACUUCCAUAUAGCCAACCAACAUAUUCUAAAGCAAGAAUACCAGCAACUACUCCAUCAAGAAAUUCAACAAUUUCACCUGGCACAGUAGCUGCUGUCAUAGAUUGUCCAAGAUAUGUUAAAGCAUUGAUGCCGCCAUAUAAACGAACAUUUCCAAAAAACAUGUAAACGAUUAGUAGAAAAAAAGAAUGGAAGACGCAGAGAAUAUAAUGUGUUUAUGCAUAUGCAAAUAACAUUUCUAAACCUUAUUGUCAUUUACAAAAGUUAUAAUAUUCCUACUCAAUAUUAAACUCUUUUAAUAAUGAAGUAUUAUUGCCUUUUAUAUUAACAUUGAACUCUUUCUUUAAGUGGUCAAAUCAGCUGCAGGUAAUUAUGUUUAGAAAACAAUACAAUAAUUAAAGUAAAUAACAGGAACAUUUGAAUCUACGACUCAUUAAAUAUACAUUCUCAAACUGUGAAUGUUGUUUAACCCAAACACUUUCAAAGAUAAUUUAGCUAACCACUUUAGUCACAUAUUGCACAAGAUUAUUGCUUCUAUUACAAUUAUGCUUUAAAGCGGCCUUCGGGUUUUCUUAAGUUGAAAUUUAUUACCCUUUAGUAGAUAAAUCGUUGCAUAUAAGUGUCAAAUCAAAAUUAAGUUGAAAAAUGAAUUCUGUCGACGAUAAAAUGUAUAAACAUGAAACCGCUUGAUACCUAUAAUCUACCGGUCCAUCCUCUAUAUUUAAACUUAAUGGAUUUAGCUCAAUACAGGAUUGGAGCAGCACCUCUAGACGCUUGCAGAAAUCAUGAUCACAAAAUAGGCAAAUAUCGUUUUUUUUUUUCGCCGAUUUUUACAUUUCCCUUGAUUAUCGUACUAGAUUCGGUGUGAAAAGAUGAAUUAGACCUGUUAAAUUUAAAUUCCGUUGGGUAAAAAGACAAGCUU